Molecule: messenger RNA, 441 nt
Organism: Eruca vesicaria subsp. sativa (arugula)
Lineage: Eukaryota; Viridiplantae; Streptophyta; Magnoliopsida; Brassicales; Brassicaceae
Source: the annotation of a GenBank genome assembly
AUGGGAGACAAAGCUGAGGAGAUGGAGAGAUUUUUGUUGGAGUGUAUAAGAGGGUUGUUCCUAAUGUGGUUGAUCAUGACACGUUUUGGUUUAGUUGUUGAUGCUGCAAAACAAGUAGUUUACGCUACUACUACUCCUCCUGCAUCUGAUGAGGCUCCAAUCCAAGAUGCAGUCAAACCAGAAGCUGUUCCAAAAUCCGAUGAGAGUGCUCCAUCACAGAACACAGCUAAACCAGAUGGUUCAUCAACUCAAGAAGAGGAUAUGGGAUGGGACGAGAUUGAAGAUAUGAGCAGCAUUGAUGGAAAGGAAACGAGUCGUUCUAGUGGUGGAUGUCCAAACAGAGCUGAGCUACGUAAACGCUUGAGUGCAGCAGAGGAAGAUGAAGACUUAAGUUGGGACAUUGAAGAUGAUGAUGACGAAGAUUCAUCAUCAAAAGCUUAA